Molecule: messenger RNA, 343 nt
Organism: Vitrella brassicaformis
Lineage: Eukaryota; Vitrellaceae
Source: the annotation of a GenBank genome assembly
UCAGCGUGGCGGCGUGUUGGCGGCACUUUCGAAUGGAAGAGACGCUACCGAUAUAAAAUGCAAACAACGCCUGCAUCCACAACCAUCCUGACAUUCAUCAAGCAAUAGGUUUGUUCAUGCGAUGAAUGUCAGUACUCACGUUGGAGUAUGCGGGGUUGACCGAAUUCGGAUUAACUGCAGCGUGGCAUGCGCUUGGAAAGUGCCUAGAGUAUAAUAAGACACAUUCGACACAUAAGGACACAUAAGGACAUGUGUUCAUUCGUGAGUGCAGCUGACAUCUUUGAGCAGCAUCUCCUUGUAGGCCAGAGGUGCCUUGUCGACGCAGUGGACGAUGAACGCACAU